Asparagus officinalis (garden asparagus) is the source of this 3563-nucleotide messenger RNA. RefSeq lists its product as uncharacterized. The record is from RefSeq and is a predicted model, not a curated record. NCBI's taxonomy places the organism in Eukaryota, Viridiplantae, Streptophyta, Magnoliopsida, Asparagales, Asparagaceae. Bases 61 to 3384 code for a protein of 1107 amino acids. The transcript has 8 exons. Gene Ontology annotation, molecular function: helicase activity.
AGAAGAUUCCCACAGCAAGACUUUGAGCUAGUUAUCCUUGUUGCCGUUAAUCUCUCCGUGAUGGAGACCAACAAGGAUGAAGCAGAGAAUUCAAUGGCAGUGGCCGCUGCUAAGGCCGCGUUCAAGCUCAUCACUAACGCUUGGAACUACUUGUCAAAUUAUGUUCCGAGCGAUGCUUCAGGUUCCAAUCACAGUGGUGCUCAGGGUUCUGAUUCAGGUUCUGGUUCUGGCUCUGGCUUUUAUACCUCUUCGGACAAAUCUAUUAAGCACAAUUCUUAUAAUAGCCACAAUAGCAGUCAUAGUAGUACUAACUUUGGUUCUGGUACUUCUUCGAAUCGAUCCGAGGGACAAACUUCUAGUGGUAAUCAAAAUGGCAAUCACAGUGGCGCCCGGGAUUCUGGUUCUAGUUCAGGUUUUGGAUCUUGUUCUUACGCUUCUUCGGACAAAUCUAACAAGCACCAUUCAUAUGAUAACCGCGGUAGCAAUCAAAACAGCCAACAAAGUCCUUAUGAUACUGGUUCCGGUUUUCAUACUUAUUCGGGGAAAUAUGAUAACAAAAGUUCUUAUGACAGUAGAAAUCAGAGGGGUUUUGGUUCUAGGACGGAUUCUACACGAUCUUUUACUGCUGUCUUUGGUUCCGCAAUCAAGAUUAAGAUACACUUGAAGAAGCAGGAAACGGAGCUUGUGACAAAAAUGUUCUCGUGGUCGCUCGAAGAUGUCUUUAAUGAACAUCUGUUUAAGGAGAAGGUGAAAAAUAUUCCAGAAACAUUUUCGUCUUUGGAGCAAUACUUAAGUUCCUAUACAUAUCCACUGCUUGAAGAAACGCGUGCCGACCUAUGUUCAUCUCUGGAAGUCUCAUCUCAAGCUCCUUUUAUCAGAAUACAUUCUCUUCAAAAGGUUACGUCACUUGAAAUGACAUACUUUAUUGAGCUUGGAAACGGAGAAAACUCAGUUGGAAAGGAAUCAUACACUCCAAUGGUAGCUGAUAUAUUUGUGUUAUCUGAACUGAGACCGAGACGUGUAUCUGAUCUUACUAGAGAUGGGAGACCGUAUACACUUGCUUUGGUUGUCAAAGGUGGAGGUAGUGAAGGACCAACAGCGAAAAUGUUCGUUAUCAAAACAUCGCAGGAAGUUCCAGUUUCUAGUAGAGAGGACGAGCCAAGAAAGUCUCUAUUUGCAAUUUACUUGUCAUCCGUGAACUCGUACAAUCGUAUUUGGAAAUCGCUGGAUUUCUAUACGGUACGGAAUAAAAAUGCUAGUAUUAUCAAAAUGAUCUGGGAGUAUAACCCUUUGGAUGCAGAUGAAUGUUCAUCAUCAUCAGGUGCUGCUUUUAGUGAAUUAAAUGUAACACUUGGUUUAGACAGGUUCAAGCUCAAUGAUUCACAACUGAAUGCUGUAUUGGAUUGUCUCUCUGAAAGUGAUCAACAUGGGAAAAAGUCUAUUAAACUUAUAUGGGGCCCUCCUGGAACUGGUAAAACCAAAACUAUCAGUUCUCUGUUAUGGGCUUUCCUAACAAAGAAAUGCAGAACUCUUUCAUGUGCACCAACAAAUACUGCUGUUAAGGAGAUAGCUUCGAGACUACUUAGAUUAGUGAAAGAAUCAUCAAGUAGCAAGAAUUGCUCUUUGGGGGAUAUUGUUUUAUUUGGAAACGAGAGCCGGAUGAAGAUCAAUGAUGAUCUCAGUGAAAUAUUUCUAGAUGAUCGUGUUACCAGACUUUCAAAGUGUUUUUCACGUUCAACUGGCUGGAGCUAUUGCCUGAUCUCGAUGAUGAAUUUUCUUGAGAGUGCUAUUUCUCACUAUGAAAUGUAUUUGGAAGAAGUAGACAAGCAAGAGAAGGAGAAGAAAGAAAAUGAGAAGAAAGCGAAAGGGAAGAAAGAAAAGGAGAAGAAAGAAAAGGAAUCUAUAGUAAGAUUGACGCUUAAGGAGUUCAUACUAAAGCGGUUCUCUACUCUUGCGCAAGACUUGAGUUUUUGCAUGAGAACACUGUCUAUAGAUCUACCGAGAUCUUCUACCUCCGAGAAAAACUUCAGUGACAUGAAUCUUCUACUUGAGGGUAUUGAUAUCACUGGGACCUUGUUGAGAUCAACAGAUAUUACAGACAAAAUGCUUGAUGAAGUUUUUAAAAUGUCAAUAGAAGAAGAGGAUUGCAACAUAUAUGAGUUGCAUCACAUAAAAGAGGGUACAGCUACAAAAACUAAGUUAAGGAGAACCAGAAGUAUAUGCAUUCAGAUUCUAAGGACCCUUAAUAGUAAUCUUCAUCUCCCCAAUACAUUUGUCAGACAAUCGAUUCAAAAUUUCUGUUUGAGGGGGGCAAUCAUUAUUUUCUGCACAUCUUCUAGUUCAUUUCGAUUACAUGAUGUGAAGAUGGAAAAACCUUUGGAAUGUUUGGUAGUUGAUGAGGCUGCACAGUUAAAGGAAUGUGAGUGUUUAAUCCCCUUACAGCUCUCUCGGAUUCAACAUGCCAUUUUCAUCGGCGAUGAGUACCAACUUCCGGCGAUGGUUAAAAGUCAGGCUUCUCAAAAUGCUGCCUUUGGAAGAAGUCUCUUUGAGAGACUGAGCUCACUUGGGCACAAGAAACACCUCCUUGAUGUUCAAUACAGGAUGCAUCCUUCUAUCAGUAGAUUUCCCAGCUCAAAUUUCUACAAUGAUAAAAUCUCAGAUGGUCCUAACGUUAUAUGUGAUAGCUAUCGGCAGUGUUAUUUACCUGGACCAAUGUAUGGUCCCUAUUCUUUUAUAAACAUUGCCAUAGGAAAGGAAGAAACUGAUACUAAUGGGCGUAGUCUCAAGAAUAUGAUCGAGGUUGCUGUAGUCAUGCAAAUUCUCAAGAACCUAUAUAAAUCAACUUUCACCAGGGGAAAAAAACUUAGCAUCGGCAUCAUAUCACCAUACACAGCUCAAAUAUGUGCAAUUCAAGAGAAGCUUAAGAACAUGUAUUUUCCGUCUAGUGAAAUCUCUGUGAAAGUUCAGUCUAUUGAUGGAUUUCAAGGUGGAGAAGAGGAUAUUAUAAUUAUUUCUACAGUGAGAUACAACAAAGGUGGAUGCGUGGGCUUCCUUUCUAACCUCCAAAGAACAAAUGUGGCUUUGACAAGGGCAAAACAUUGCUUGUGGGUUUUAGGCAACGAGACGACCUUGAUUAGAAGCGGAUCAGUUUGGGGAAAAAUAAUACGAGAUGCAAAGAGUAGGGGUUGUUAUUAUAAUGCCAGAGACGACAAGAGCCUGGAUAAGGCCAUCAUCGAGGCUGCUGUUGAUCUUGAUGAACUGGAGGAUUUGCUGAAUAUGGGUAAAGCAAGUUGGAAGAAAUCUGAUAGAUCAUCAAGCUCAAAUUCACAGUCUGGUUUCGGCAGAGGAAGGAAUAACUACAGAAAUGGGUUUCAGAGACGGUGAUCCUUUUAGGUUGAAACUGUUGUUUGUUUCAAACAAGCAUUAAGUUUUUGAUAAGGCCAAUUCAAGGAUACUGAGGAGAUAUAUAUUUUCAAACAAGCUGGUUUUUGUAUUUAAAACCAAUCAAAAGAAAGAGCUUGGGUAAGCUUGGGUAUGUGAACCUCUAUGAUGUACAUUCUCUC